Messenger RNA from Cimex lectularius (bed bug), 633 nucleotides. RefSeq lists its product as uncharacterized. Lineage: Eukaryota; Metazoa; Arthropoda; Insecta; Hemiptera; Cimicidae. The record is from RefSeq and is a predicted model, not a curated record. Bases 79 to 525 code for a protein of 148 amino acids. The transcript is spliced from 2 exons.
AUAAGAUUACCCUCGUCUAAAUAAUAUUUAAGAAGGUUAGAACAAUCGAAACGGACUAUUCUAUACAAACUAUCAAACAUGUAUGGGUUGUACGCGUGCCUGAUCAUCGCCCUUGUACAGGGAAUCCAAGGUUCUGUUCUUGAUAUCGAAUUCGACGAAGUAGACUUUCUCGACACGACAGACGAGUUUGACAAUCAAUCGUUCUUGACAGAAUUGGAACAAUUUUACGAUGCGACCGAGCAUAAGAAGAACUGCAGCGAACUCGCCCAAGGAGUGUUGGCAGUGUACGACCUUUCGCACAACCUUACCGAUUGGGCUUACGAGUCGAUGAUGCAUCUCAACGACGACGUGUACACCGUCCUGCAGUGCACCGUAACAGCCCAGGUCCAGUGUCUCUUCGACACUUUACAGAAGACCCGUGACGAUGCUCUGAAAGUGUUACCGGAGUUCUUGGCAUACCGUAAGGAAUUCGAAGCGCUUUACCACAGAGUUAGAAAUGGACUGAAAUUGUGCUUCCGUCCAUAGAUAAGAAAGCCAAUCAAACUAUUUCAUUCAAAUGAAUAAUGCACUAAAUUUUUAUUAUACUUUAUCUGAAUAACAUCUAAUUACAUACCGCAAAAAAAAAAAAAAAAA